GGCAAUGUAUUUGCUUACCGCCGCUUCUCCAGCGUCUAGAAUUUGACUCCUAGUUGAAUGAACCUAACUGGAGGUUUGCAAUAAGAACCAGGAAGUUGCUGUGUGUUAGGCGGAAUCUGGGGGUGACAAGCAUCCAGAGAAAGGGAGGUGGGGCUCGGUGCGAGUGUGAAGCACUCGUCUGGAGCCAAGGCAGAGCGAGGGCACUCUAACCGAGGUGGGACUCCGCAUGAGGGAAGCGCAAGCAUCGCAUGAGCGGGUUUUCUUUCUGCAGUCUCCGGUCUUCAGCCCAGCCUCUCUGGAUGCCCGUGGCGUUCUGCAAGCAUCCAAAUGGUUGGGGGGAAAGCUUCAUGUUCCACACGAGUGACAUUGUGCAACAGGGGACGGAGAGUCAGAAGGCAGUGGUUGUGGUUGUGUGGCAGCAGCCAGAGACCAGGCGUCCCCACCAUGUUGCAUAGCCAGCCCUUGGCCGACGUCAAGGGCCGGCUCCGGAUCCGCAGCCACCUGGCCCGGCAGUGCCUGGCAGAGUUUCUGGGUGUAUUUGUGCUCAUGUUGCUCACCCAGGGGGCUGGAGCCCAGGCUGUCACCAGUGGAGAAACGAAAGGCAACUUCUUCACCAUGUUUCUGGCUGGCUCUCUGGCCGUGACCAUAGCCAUCUACGUGGGUGGUAACGUUUCAGGGGCCCACCUGAACCCAGCCUUCUCCCUGGCCAUGUGCCUGCUGGGACGCCUCCCCUGGGCCAAGUUCCCCGUUUACUGCUUGGUGCAGCUUCUAUCUGCUUUCUGUGCCUCUGGAGCCACCUAUGCCGUCUACUACGAUGCCCUACAGAACUAUACAGGUGGGAACCUGACGGUGACUGGCCCCAAGGAGACAGCCUCCAUCUUUGCCACCUAUCCUGCCCCUUACCUGUCCCUGAACAAUGGCUUCCUGGAUCAGGUGCUGGGCACGGGGAUCCUGAUUGUGGGGAUCCUGGCCAUCCUGGACACACGGAACAAGGGAGUGCCUGCAGGUCUGGAGCCUGUGGCUGUGGGGCUGCUGAUCCUGGCCAUCGGGCUAUCCCUGGGUGCCAACUGUGGGUUCCCACUCAACCCUGCCCGGGACCUGGGCCCACGGCUUUUCACCUACGUGGCUGGCUGGGGCCCUGAAGUCUUCAGUGCUGGUAACGGCUGGUGGUGGGUGCCUGUGGUGGCCCCUCUGGUGGGGGCGACUCUUGGCACGGCCACGUACCAGCUGCUGGUGGCUCUCCACCACCCCGAGGAGAAGUCAGAGUCGGCUCAGGAUCUAGAGUUUGCCCAACAUACAGCCUGAGGCCUGGAAACUCCUGCCUCUGCCCUGUUGCCGCAGCGUGAGCUCCGAUCCCGACACGGAGCCCUCGCCUCGCUUGUGGACACGGAAGUGGGGCCGCAGAUCCGGGACGGUGGCCAGAGGACGGCUUCCUCCCAAACUGGGAGGGCCAGGCCCCUGCUGCCCUCCACACCCCGGCAGGUCUUCGGACCCUGGGGGCCUCCGCGGACACAGUGCCUCAAAGCGGCCGCCAGAGGGUGCGCCCGGGGAGGCCUGGGGGAGGCCAGGGGGGGGGCGCUUCCCGCGGAGCUCGGCCCCCUCCCGGGCUCCCGGCCCCAGAACCUCGGCGCGGCCGCGCUGCCCUCGCGGGGCGGCUUCCCCCACAUGGGGAGGGGGCGCAAGGGGGGAAACUGAGGCACGGCCCAAUGCCCAGGCGCUCCGGCCGUCCUUCCCGGAGAGGGGUGCGGGCCCCGGCCCGGGGGGCGCGCGCUGGGGGGAGGGUCCUCGCUGCCCCGCCACGCGCCCCCGGCCCCCUCUCCUCCGAAUAAAAACGUCCCGGCUCUCUAUCCCCGGCUGACUCGGCUUUUUGGGGU
Molecule: messenger RNA, 1874 nt
Organism: Prionailurus viverrinus (fishing cat)
Lineage: Eukaryota; Metazoa; Chordata; Mammalia; Carnivora; Felidae
Gene: AQP10
Product: aquaporin 10
Exons: 7
Coding region: 328-1305 (325 amino acids)
Biological process (GO): water transport; glycerol transmembrane transport
Cellular component (GO): basolateral plasma membrane; plasma membrane
Molecular function (GO): glycerol channel activity; urea transmembrane transporter activity; water channel activity
Source: RefSeq, a predicted model, not a curated record